AUGGACCUUUUCAACUCAAUUGUGGACUAUUUAGAAAGCAGGCACCUUCUAAAAUCAGCAUCAAUGCUCAGGGGAAUAAUAAAAAGUAUUAGUUUUGAUGAUCAUCUCACAGAUCGUGAAAAAAAUUUGCUAGCUCGCCCCCUUUCUUCGUGAGCUAACAAAAAAUUUUGUUGGCUCAUUGAGGUAGUUAUUUUUUAUUUUUUAAAUAAAUUUUCUUAUCGAAAUUUAAAAAAUGGGAAAUAAAAAUUAUGUUUGAAAUGCAGUUGCUUAAAUUUCAAGAGAAAUAGCUAGAGAUUUCAUUAUAGCUCAUACCCCAAUAUAGAUUUCUAUAUCGAGCAUAAUGUCCUGGCCUCUUGAACGAGCAAAAACAGACUCUCUCAAAGAGAUGAUGUCAAUCUCUAUAUCAGUAAGUGUUAAAAAGUGCCAUGUCAAAAAAUGGUGACAAGUGAGAAAAAAUUUGACAAGUAAACGCGCCAAUUUUAAAAAUGGUUUUAUUAUUAAAUUAAUUUAAAAUUUAAGAUACCCAAUUAGACUGAGAGCACCCAAUCAAUCAGCUUUUUGAUAAAAACCUAAUCAAACACUAAAUGUAGCAUUUCAUUUUUAGACAUCUUGGAGAGAAAUAAUGAAAUCAUAAAUAUCUACGACUUUCAUACCUCCAAAAAAACUCAAAAGUCCCCCUUUAACCCAUCAAAAGUUUCCAAGAGUUCUUGCUUCAGUUGAUACAUCUCUCAAAAUCUCCAAUAAUUUUUGGACUUAUGCUCGAUACAAGAUGUCAUCAAGAUGGCGUCGUCCAGUAUGGAGAAACUGAUAUGAGUAAUUCCUAAAGAAAAAUUCAAAAGUGCGACUCCUUCCGUUAGCUCAUCAAAGGUCUCCAAGAGUUAUUUCUUCAGUUGAGACAUCUCUCAAAAUCUCCAAUAAUUUUUUGACUUUUGCUCGAUUCAAGAUGGCACCAGUAUUGUUGAACUGACUUUAAAUAGUCUAUAGAUAAAAAUUCAAAAGUCCAAACCCAUCAAAGAUCUCCAAUAGUUAUUGCUUCAGUUGAGAUAUCCUUUAAAAUCUCCAAUAAUUUUUGGACUUAUACUUGAUUCAAGAUGGCAACCAGUAUUGAGGAACUGACUUGAAAAAGUUAUAGAGAAAAAUUCAAAAGUGCGACUCCCCCCAUUAAUCCAUCAAAGGUCUCCAAGAGUUCUUGAUUCAGUUGAGACAUCUCUCAAAAUCUCCAAUAAUUUUUGGACUUAUGCUUGAUAUAAGGUGUCAUCAAGAUGGCGUCCAGUAUAGAAAAACUGACAUUAAUAUUACCUAGAGAAAAAUUCAAAAGUGCAACUCCCCCCUUUAGCCCAUCAAAGGUCUCAACUAGUUAUUGCUUCUGUUGAGACAUCUCUUAAAAACUCCAAUAAUUUUUAGACUUAUUCUUGAUUCAAGAUGGCGUCGUCCAGUAUGGAGAAACUGAUAUGAGUAAUUCCUAAAGAAAAAUUCAAAAGUGCGAUUCCCCCCUUUAACCCAUCAAAGGUCUCCAAGAGUUCUUGCCUCAGUUGAGACAUCUCUCAAAGUCUCCAAUAAUUUUUGGACUUAUGCUUAAUACAAGAUGUCAUCAAUAUGGCGCUCAGUAUGGAGAAACUGACAUGAAAGUUUAUAGAGAAAAAUUCAAAAGUGCGGCUCCCCCUUCAACCCAUCAAAGAUCUCCAAUAGUUAUUGCUUCGGUUGAAAUAUCUUUAAAAAUUUCUAAUAAUUUUUAGACUUAUGCUUGAUUCAAGAUGGCGUCCAGUAUGGAGAAGCUGAGAAUGGCAUCUAAUUUUAUUAAUAAAUUUUAUAUGUAUCAUUUAUUAUUUAUGUAUUUGUUAUUAUCAUUAUUAUUAAUUUAUAUAAAACCUUUUAAAAAUUGGCGCGUUUACUUGUCAAAUUUUUUCUCACUUAUCACCAUUUUUUGACAUGUCACUUUUUAGCACUUACUGAUAUAGAGAUUGACAUCAUCUCUUUGAGAGAGUCUGUUUUGCUUGUUCAAGAGCCAGGACAUUAUGCUCCAUAUAGAAAUCUAUAAAGGGGUAUAAGCUAUAUAAUAAUUAUCACUUACACACCGAAAUAUUUUUUUCACCCACGUAAGAUGGGUUUUAACCAAAAAUUAGGGUUUUUCCAAUUGUUUUGCUCCAUCACCGAAGGGAGUAAGAAAAAUCGAAUCAAGCCUAGGAAAUAAAGAAAACAAAGCAGGUGUUUCUCAAGAAAACGAAGCAAUUAUGGAAAAUCUAAUGACACGACUGAUAUCAAACCCAAAGAUUGCCCAGAGCAAAGCUGUUGAAAAUAAUCUAGAAAGGCUUUUCGAAGUUAAGGCAUUUCAAAAAAUGGUUUCGUGCGCAGAUCAAUUAUUUUUCGAUAGUGACAGCAUGAAUAUUUCAUCCAAAAUAGUUCACAACAACGAUAAAGAUGCCAGCUCUGGGUCAAUUGCCUCAAGUUUACACGAAUCCCAAGACCAAUCAGAAUCAUAUAGAACAAGCCAGGAAUACUCAUCAGAUAAACCUGGGAAUUCAGAAAUUGACGAAUAUGAAGACGAUGAUGACCCUGGCUAUGAAGCUUAUGAGUGCUCUGAGGAAGAUUUUGAAGAAAUAAGCCGACAAUUAGGCGACAAGUAUGGAUUUCCUGCUAGAGCUGCAUACCCUAAAAAAAACGAAAAUAAAGAAGAAAGACGAGAGCCUAUAAAGCCUCAGUUUCCUCCACAUAUAAAAUUCCCAAAAAGUGGGGAUAGUUUUUAUCCUAACUCCCCCUUCCCCUUUAAAUUUAGGGUUUUUUUUAGAAAUGAAUUUUCUCUUUGAAAAAAUUUUAAACUAUAAAUUAUUUUAUGAAAAUUUGAUUAAAAAAUUAAUCAGUAUAGCAAAUGUUUAUAUAAUAUUCUACUUUCACUUUUACCAUUAAAUUAGUUCAAAAUUAUUUUAUAAAAUUAACUAUUGAAAAAAAUUCCAAUUAAAUGGGAUUAAAGUACAUAAAAAAUAGAUAUUUUACCGAAAUUUUGUUCCAAUUUAAAGGUAGAAGGAGUAAAGAAUUUGACGGAGUUGUAUAUGAUUGCUAUGACUUAAAGGUUAUCACUGAUAGAGAAAGGACAGGUUUUGAGGAAAAUAAAGAAUUUCCUAUUGUGGUAGAUAGUGUUAUUGCGGGGAGAUAUAAAGUGAUUGAGUUUUUGGGGUCUGCUGCUUUUAGUAAAGCUAUUCAGUGUUUGGAUACUUUUACAGAUGAAAUGGUAUGUUUGAAAAUUAUUGAAAAUAAUAAAGAUUAUAUCGAUCAAAGUAUAGAUGAAAUAAAAUUGCUACUAUAUAUAAAGGAAAAUGGGGAUGCUGAUGAGCAUAAUGUUUUAAGGAUUAUUGAUUAUUUUUAUCAUAAAGAGCAUUUGUUUAUUGUAACAGAAUUACUAAGGGAUAAUCUCUAUGAGUUUUAUCGCUAUAACAGAGAGCACGAAGAUGAAUUUUAUUUCACAAUGGGACAUCUACAAAGAAUAACAGUCCAAAUCUUAAAAGGUCUUGAAUUUCUCCACAGCCUUCUGUUAAUUCAUUGUGACCUUAAACCUGAAAAUGUUCUAAUAAAAUCUUAUAGCCGCUGUUUAGUCAAAAUUAUUGAUUUAGGCUCCAGCUGUUAUAUUCAUGAUCAUUUAAGCUCUUAUGUUCAAAGCAGAUCUUACAGAGCUCCAGAAGUGAUUAUGGGCUGCACUUAUGACUAUCGAAUUGAUAUAUGGUCAUUAGGAUGUAUUUUAGCUGAACUUUGGACUGGAAAUGUUCUAUUUCAGAAUGAUUCUGUGCAAGGAUUACUCGCUAGAGUUGUAGGAAUCGUAGGACCAUUUCCAGAUUAUAUGUUUAAACAUGGCAGGCAUGUAGGGAAUUAUUUCACAAGGGAAAAGUUGAUAUACCAAGUUUCUGAUGAAAAAGUGGAGGAUUCAUCCAGCAAUCUUGGGGGUAAAAAGAUUAUGAUUUUUGUACCUAAGAAAACAUCUCUUAAAGCAAGACUAAGGGCAGAUGACGACAUGUUUGUUGAUUUUAUUGCUAGUUUAUUAGAACUUGACAAAGAAAAAAGACCGACUGCAUCUCAAGCAUUGCAACAUCCUUGGCUAACUCAAUGUAAGUAUCCAGAUGGGCUUCCAUAA
Messenger RNA from Blepharisma stoltei, 4120 nucleotides. NCBI's taxonomy places the organism in Eukaryota, Ciliophora, Heterotrichea, Heterotrichida, Blepharismidae. The record is from the annotation of a GenBank genome assembly.